GUGAGGAUAGCCGGCCCCGCACGUGUUGGAAGGCCGGGCAUGGGGGCUUCUUGAGGGGAGGAGCGCCUGAGCUUUCGCAGCUGAGAGACCCGCCGCUGUGCAGCCCGACCUGCCCUCGCUGCCGGGAGCCGUGCCCGCGCCCCAGCUCUUCACCCACCAUGUUGCCCUGUGGACCAGCUUUGUCCUUUGUUCGGUGCCUGGUACGGAAGAAGAACGUCGGUGGUGAAAGUCUGGAGGACUCCAAGUUGUGCCGAUGCUUAUCAACGGUGGACCUUAUAGCCCUGGGAGUAGGAAGUACCCUUGGUGCUGGUGUUUACGUCCUUGCUGGAGAAGUAGCCAAAUCUGAUUCUGGACCUAGCAUCGUUGUUUCUUUCCUCAUCGCUGCCCUGGCAUCGGUGAUGGCAGGUCUCUGCUACGCUGAGUUUGGUGCCCGUGUUCCCAAGACUGGUUCUGCGUAUUUGUAUACUUACGUAACUGUUGGUGAACUGUGGGCUUUUAUCACUGGUUGGAAUCUCAUUUUAUCCUAUGUUAUAGGUACAUCAAGUGUAGCAAGAGCCUGGAGUGGCACCUUUGAUGAACUUCUUGGAAAACAGAUUGGUAAUUUCUUUGGAACCUACUUCAAAAUGAAUUACUCUGGACUAGCAGAGUAUCCUGACUUCUUUGCUGUAUUCCUUAUAUUACUUUUAUCAGGUCUUUUAUCUUUUGGAGUAAAAGAAUCUGCAUGGGUGAAUAAAAUAUUCACUGCUGUUAACAUCUUGGUCCUGCUCUUCGUUAUGAUUUCUGGCUUUGUGAAAGGAGAUGCUGACAACUGGAAAAUAAGUGAAGAAUAUCUCAUAAACCUUUCUGCAUUAACAGAGAAUUGGUCCUCCUAUGAGAAUGUGACAAGUAUAUAUGGCAGUGGUGGCUUUAUGCCAUAUGGUUUCUCAGGAACAUUGGCUGGUGCUGCAACUUGUUUUUAUGCUUUUGUAGGAUUUGACUGCAUCGCAACAACUGGAGAAGAGGUCAAGAAUCCUCAGAAAGCCAUACCCAUAGGAAUUGUGGUGUCCCUGCUUGUCUGCUUCAUGGCGUAUUUUGGGGUUUCAGCUGCACUGACACUUAUGAUGCCAUACUAUCUACUAGAUGAGAAAAGUCCUCUGCCAGUAGCAUUUGAGUAUGUUGGAUGGGGUCCUGCCAAAUACAUUGUAGCAGUGGGAUCCCUCUGCGCUUUGUCUACAAGUCUUCUCGGCUCUAUGUUCCCUUUGCCCCGAAUUCUGUUUGCCAUGGCACGCGAUGGUUUACUCUUUAGUUUUCUUGCCAAAGUGAGUAAGAGGCAGGCACCAGUUGCUGCCACCUUGACAGCAGGGGUCAUCUCUGCUAUAAUGGCAUUUCUGUUUGACCUAAAGGCUUUAGUGGACAUGAUGUCUAUUGGUACACUUCUUGCAUAUUCACUCGUGGCAACCUGUGUCCUCAUUCUUAGGUACCAACCCAGCUUAAGCUAUGACCAGCCACAGUAUUCUCCAGAAAAAGCAGCUUUGGCUGCUUCAGAAAGGGGCUCUGCGGGAAGUGAAUCACAGAUAAAUAUGAUACAAGAGAGUAACUUCAGUCUUCAGGCCCUGAUUAAUCCAUCCAGUUUACCUACAGAGCAGACUGCAACUACUGUUAACUUUUUAGUGGGUGUGUUAGCUUUCUUGGUUUGUGGCUUGAGCGUCCUUACAACUUAUGGGAUUCAUUUCAUUGCUAACUUGGAGCCCUGGAGUAUUGGUCUUCUUGCUGUGCUGGUGACAUCCUUCAUAGUUACCAUUCUCCUCAUCCAAAGGCAGCCUCAGAACCAGCAGAAAGUGGCCUUUAUGGUUCCACUAUUGCCAUUUUUGCCAUCAUUCAGUAUCCUAGUAAAUAUUUACUUGAUGGUACAAUUAAGUGGAGACACUUGGAUCAGAUUUAGCUUCUGGAUGGCACUCGGCUUCCUCAUUUACUUUGCUUAUGGCAUCAGGCACAGUCUUGAAGGUCAUCGUAGUGAUGGAGAUGAUGAUUCCUGUUCAGAAAAUAGUGGGUUUCAAGAAAAGAACCCUGUGGAAGAAAUGGAUGAACCUGAAAAUGCAAAUGAAAGUGAUCAGUUUCUUCCACAUGAGAGGACAAGUGAAUGUUAAUCUAUGCAAACAUACAAGUCUUUUAAACCUUUGAUUGACAUUUUACUUGCAGACUGAAAUUUCAAAAGCUUUCUGCCAACAUUGUGCCUCUUGAAAGUGUUUACAACAAGGCCUGGCUGAUAUUUUGGUCAAGCUGCUGAUCCACUGUCAUCACUUCAGAACUGAGAGCAUGGAGAUUAAUAUUUAAAUUAAAAAACAAAUAAGAGAAGUAACCUUUGGCAAGCAAAAAUUUGGAUGCAUUGGUUGAACUGUCAUCCACAACCACUGGCAAUCAUAACAUGAAGAACUCUAGAAGUGCCUGCAAGAAGUUCUGAAUUUGACACUGCAUUUUGAACACAAGUGCCUUUUGUGCCUUCUCUUUUUCUGUGUUUUGUGUUUUGGUCUCUUUUUUCUACAGAAGUAACUCUGACAGGAGAUAACAUGCAGACAGGCCUGGGAAGUAUUUGCAAAAAGGGUGGUAAUUGUACAGAUUUGAUAUUUUGCAAAAAGUAGGGGAUCAUGUAUUUAUACAAAAAGAAAUAUUGCUUACCCUUACUAAGAGUAGUACUCUGUAUUACGAAGAGUAGUACUCUGUAGUACGAAGAGUAGUUAUGUUGUUUUCUGCAGAAGCAUCUGAGAAAUAAUCUGUUGGUCACAGUAUUGACAGUGACAUUCGUAUAUUGUGCUUCUGAUUUCAGAAAGGCUGGGAUGUUAUCCCUGACUACAUAAUUAAGUAUUUACAUACAGCAGUCAUAAUUUAUUCCCCCUAUACUUUCUUCUCCUUUAUCAUGUUCCAGAACUGAUAUUUCUGAGGUUAGUUGUUACACAUUGCUUCUCCUCUGAAAAAUUAAUGCACAAAAUCCCAGAUUUAUUUUCAGAUGGAAAGGGGUGUUAAAAAAAGAGGCCCAGGCUUUGGAAAAAAUCCUGAUGAAAACAAUUAUUUCAGUGCUUCACUAAGCCUUUACUACAUAGUAAUUUUCUGUGAGCCAAGUCUACAUCCACAAAUUCAUCCAUGUGGUUAGGAUGUCCAAAUGCUAAUCUAUGUAAAGAGCCAAAUGAUUGUAGCAGUGCUGGGUGAACAGUUAGUUUAAAGCUAGUGCAAAUGGAAACUGUUCUUCUUUCAACAUAAAAGUCAUGUCACCUGUCAAAGUCACCGAGGUAUUCUAGCACUUUUUCUCAGCAAGUAGUAAGCUGAAUGUCCCAUGAAGGAUUCCACAAAAUGAAGUUAUUUUGCAAGAAUAUAUUUAUAAAAAUAACUUCCCUACAGUAAAAACUGUCUUGGACUUGUCAUGGAAUAUUGCAAUCUAAUGCUGGUAUUAAUAAUUGGUAUUAAUCUCUGUAGAUCUCAUGAGAGCUGUGCUGGUUGACAGUGAAAUGCACCUUAGUUUUUGUAAGAGCCAGAAUUUCAGAAUUAAAAAACAAAAAAAAAGGACCUAGUUAAGCUGCUUCUGUCCCCCGUUCUUUUUCACAGCUGUAGAUUCAUGCUUUUUAAUCUUGAAACAGCUUCAGUUGUAUGAGUUGUACAUGCCUAACUGUUAAAGGGCAGAAGAAGUGCUUCUUGAUAGGGAACUCUGCAAUGGGCUGAUACUCCACCGUCUGAACCAGGUCUGAGGUUUUCAGCCUGAUCCUUUCUUAGCUUGACCUGUGAGGAGAGGGUCCUGUAGUGCGGGCAGUAGCGUGUGGAUCCGUGUCUGCUGUUGCACCAGUGGCCUCUACUGGCUACUCAGGAGUAGCAAUCUGAAAACCUAAGAGGCAUGAACAGGGAAAACACCUCCCUCUUGUCUGAGGUUCCAUCAUAUACGUCCACCAGCUGCAACUGCUGUUGUCCUAAGGACUGUUCUAGCGAUUGGUGGUCCUUAAAAGUGGAUGGGACACAGAGGAUGAGGAGAAACUAUAGGGUAGGUGGCAGUGGGAUAUUGUUUCUUGAUAAAUCGUAAUGCCUCCAGAAUGGAUCAUAAUUUUUUUUUGCCACUUCUUUCCAAAAUUCGUCAUCAUUUACAAGAUGUCAUUAAGGAAGGACUCAAAUCUCAUAUUAGACUAAUACAAGUAGGUAACAUGUUAAGUAAAUAUUUGGUUGAUAGGAAUGGAUAGGAAUUCUCAGGGCAGUUCCUUGAGCUAUUGGUAAUUUUCAGUACCUCUAUUCAGUGAAUGAAGGAGCUGUCUUAUGUCAGUUGGAUCUGCUAUUUUAAUUGUACUUCCCAACUGGGGCCUAUUUUUAUGCCAAAAAUUACAAAAGAACUGUAUGUUCUUGUUUGAAAUACUAGGAAUUUAAGACUUUCCAGGCUCUUUAAAGGAAUCCAAAACAGUAAUCCUUAGAUAUGUCAAAACAAAGUACCAAAGCAUCAAAUAUAUGAAUAUAUGUUCAGUUGUUUUUAAUCUAACAGGUAUUUGAAAUACAGAAGCUGAUGCUUUUCCUGAAGCACAGCUUUUUCAGUGGUUAUACUUUCAGAGGACAUUCUUAACCUGUCCUGCCCAGGACUCAGCUUAAAUCCUCAGCUGCAAAAAAUGCCAUUGCUGAGGGAGCAGGUCAGCAGUGCUCAGGCAAAGCUUUUGCAUGAUGCGUUUACACACCUACAGCGAAACACAGCUCUUUAAAAAUGCCUUACACAUCUCAGUGUGUGAGAAGAAAGACUGACUUUUUUUCUGUGAUUGCUGAUGCUGCAGAGCAGGCAAGCCAGGCUCCCAAGAUACAAACUGCUGCUGUUCUGUGAUGUGCAAGGAAGAUCCCAUUUCCCCUCCCUAAGGCCCUCAUAUAGAAUGUAUAUGUGCAUGCCUGUCUAUAUGUUUGCAUCUGACAUUAGCCCAUAGUGAUUUUGAUGUACUGAUUAACAUAAUUUCUAUACUGCACUGGAAUUUUCCUUUGAAAGGGAUGCUGUCAAUAUAAUAAACUUCUACUAAGCAAGUUCUAGCUAAAGCUCUUGGAGAUAAUUAGAGAAAACAAAUUUUCCAGCUUGUUUGCCUAAUGGAUGUGUCAGCACUUUGUGUAUUGACAGCUUCCCCUUUCAUUUGUAUAAAUAUUUCUUCCCUCUUGUUACAUAAAUGAAUGAUAUAAAAUAGAAGAAUGUGCCUGUACAAAUGUUGCUAAGGGAGAUGGGAGCAGCUGCAGCACAGGAACUAUCCUAUCCACUAAACUAAUGUGAUAUAAAAUUAAAGUCAUUUGGUAUUCUCAGUCACUUCAACUGCAUAAAGCUUAUUUAUAUGUGUGUGUAGUUAAAAGUCAUUACUAGUCAGUGGCUGAGUAAGAACAAGCCAGAAGUAAGAUACUUACGCUAAUAUUGGUAUGCAUUUUUAUAUGCAAUCUUGAAAUUCCAGAUGCUUUAGUUGAGCUUUGCAGGAGCAGGCUGUGUGAAGGACUGGCAUGCUAGUCCAUGUAUGAAACAAAUCCUGAUCGUUUCUUGCAUUUGCUGAGAGAGCAGCUGGAAGCACAAGUCUGGUGGAAUGAAAUAGUUGUCAUUUUUUUUUAACAUAGCUGUUGAUAUCGUCAGUUGUUCUGUGCAAAUAAUAAUGGUAUGUGUUAUUACAAAAUAUCUGUUACUGGAGGUAGCUUAUUGUGGUUUUUUUCCUUUGUGGAAAAAAAAUCCUCCAAAUCAUAUAUUUGCAUUUGUACAGUCUGUGUAUGCCUUUAGAUAGAGAAAUUAUUCUUAUCUAGUUGCAUUUAAGAAAGUAAGCCAAAGCAUAUUUAAGGGAGAGCAAAUACCUAUUUUUGUUCUGAAGGAUAAGAAAUAACAUUUCUAUGUAAUUCCUGUUAACUAAAGUGAUCUUUUUGUAUUUCUGUCCUAAUUCUGCAAUAGGUAAUUUUAUGAGGUGUCUUAGAUUUAGUUGUCUGUUAUCCUGGAUAAAACUAUUUUGUUAAUAGUAGUAUGCUUUUUCCUGCACAUCAAAUGCUGGUUAGAUUCCUGAAAUCUGUCAUACUGUGUUUAUGUCACCAUGUGUUAAUGACAUUUACAUUACCUGCUUUUAGAGAAUUAUCAGUAAUAAAUGUCAAUACGAGUGAUACAGGGUUACUUACGUACUUACUUAGGAAUUUAACUAUGCCAUCCAGAAACAUCAAAUGAUACAAUGAAUUAGAGGCAAAAUUUGGUAAAGUUUAGAUAAAUACACAAGGCUAGCGACCUUUCCCCUAAAUUUUAUGCAAAGAUACAUAUAUUUUUUAAGAAAUAAAAUGCAUACUGUUUUCAUGGAGGUUUAAAGAAGUGCCAAUAUAAAAUGUGCUGUAAGCAUCCCGAGACACAACCUGGUGAAAUCUGUGACAGUGCAGAAAAUCUGUCUGGGACUGUGCAAUCGUUUUAAUCCUCCGUGAUGCCUUUGGCAUAGAGGUACCUUUUGUGCAGUAGGAAUUUAAUUCACAUGAUGGCUGGUAUGUGUUAUUUGGUUACAUACAAAAGAAAAUAAAAGCACCUUUUAAUGUUCUUGGGCCCUGAUUCUUCCUAGACUUGCCAGGAAGUUUGUUGAAAUUGUAAUAUGUUAAUUGAAAGCACUGGCAUUACUCAGUGUUAGGCAAAUAUAUAUUUUACAGAAAGAGCAGGUGGUAUUUCACAUAUUUGUUUUUAAUUUCCUGUACCUUUAGUAUUUCUUUCUGGUAUAUGUUUUGAGGACCUCUGCAUUUUUAGUAGUUGCACCUUUUCAAAGCUACAUAUAAUGCCUUUGCCAUCUCCUGAUCUGUUUUCCAUUUGAUUUUAGAAAGCAAACUCCUUAACAUUAGCUAAGUCAAAGGAUUUUUGUGCAUGGACACAAGUUACAAAGAACUGUGUAUAUAUAUCAUUAUUUUUAUUGUAAAUGGACAAAUUCUGUUGUCCUUGUAUGUUUUCAUUGAGCCUUGUGCCAGGUAAACUCCAGCUUCACCAAGUUUAGUUGGAGUCAGGACAAAGGAUAAAAGGUUUUGAACAUUCAGGAGGGCUUUUUUCUUUUGUGUUAACAGAAAGUAAAGCAUGAAAUAUGUGUUACAUGUCUUUAAAAGUAGUUAUGUUUGCAUCAUUUUAAAACAUUAGUGUUCAUACCCAUUUUAACUUUUCCUUUUGUUCAUAUGUGCAUUGUAGUGAUUCUUUCUGUAUUAUAUGCUGCUGAGCAUUUAAAAUGUAGAUAGAAUGAUUAUGAUGCAACUUAACUACAAAUUUGUAUUUCUUUGAUGUGCUCUACCAAAAAGAAAACUCUUGAAUUUCUAUGAAUGUAAAAAUGCUUAUAUUUUAAAAUAUGGUGCUUUGUUUUUGUUGUUUUUUUUUUCACUUUUACAAUAGAAUUGUAAUCAGCAGUAUUUUUAGUUACCAUAGUUCCAGAUUCUGAUGGAAAUUACAUUGCUUGUCAUUUACUGUAACGUGCUUCAUGGGAUAACGAUUUUGCAUUUGUUCCGUAUUUUUUAAAUAAAGCUGAAGAUCACUCA
Molecule: messenger RNA, 7482 nt
Organism: Apus apus (common swift)
Lineage: Eukaryota; Metazoa; Chordata; Aves; Apodiformes; Apodidae
Gene: SLC7A2
Product: solute carrier family 7 member 2
Exons: 12
Coding region: 159-2126 (655 amino acids)
Biological process (GO): transmembrane transport; amino acid transport
Cellular component (GO): plasma membrane
Molecular function (GO): amino acid transmembrane transporter activity
Source: RefSeq, a predicted model, not a curated record